This is a messenger RNA of Knipowitschia caucasica, 378 nucleotides long. NCBI's taxonomy places the organism in Eukaryota, Metazoa, Chordata, Actinopteri, Gobiiformes, Gobiidae. The record is from the annotation of a GenBank genome assembly.
AUGAAGAAGGAAGAGGAAGGGGAAGAAGAAGGAAGAAUAAGAAAGAAAAGGGAAGAAGAGGAAAGAAGAAGAAAGAAGAAGGGGAAGAAGGGGAAGAAGAAGAAGAAGAGGAAGAAGGGGAAGAAGGGGAAGAAGGGGAAGAAGAGGAAGAAGAGGAAGAAGAGAAGAAGGGGAAGAAGGGGAAGAAGGGGAAGAAGAAGAAGAAGGGGAAGAAGGGGAAGAAGAGGAAGAAGAGAAGAAGGGGAAGAAGGGGAAGAAGAAGAAGAAGGGGAAGAAGGGGAAGAAGGGGAAGAAGGGGAAGAAGAGGAAGAAGAGGAAGAAGGGGAAGAAGGGGAAGAAGAGGAAGAAGAGUCGAAGGGGAAGAAGGGGAAGAAGUGA